AGAAUGUGGAGCCUGCAGCUGAAUUCUGAAAAAACCAGCCAUUUCCAGGAACUGAAACUGAAAGCAGCUCUGGCUGCAGGCGCCGCCCCUCGGGGGAGGCUGGCAGAGCUACUGCCUACAAGUGAGGGGUUGAAACAAGGUCCAGAGUGGAGCAGGGUCUGAGAGGAAACCCAGGAGCUCAGGCUGCCCUUCAGCUUCCCCUCUUCGGUGCGCUCUUCCCAGGAGGCCCUCUGGCCUCGAUCUCUUCCUCCUGACCAUCUCGGACCUGGAUUCCAGUUUUACAAGACUUCUGAGCAGGUUCUGAAGAAGAUCAUUAAGGCCCACCAACAUAGACCUUCACACUGCAUGAAGUUGAAGGGAGAAGGAAGAAGCAGAGGAGCACCAACCCAGAGAUCUGAGUUGAGACUAAGGAGCCUUCACCCAGACAGCAGAGAGCUGUGAGGAGAGCAUCCCAUGGAUUCAGUCAUGAUGUGGCCACCCAGGCUCUGGAAGGUGGGUUGCACGCUUGCCCAAUGCAUGGGUUUUCUAUCCUUCAUAUACGUGGUAAAAUCCUUCUUCAUUCCAUCGUCUAAAUCCAUCACUGCCAGUGAAUCUUUCUAUACCAAUCAAAUCCUUUACUCUCAAGAAGUCAAUGAGAGAAUUGCUCAGGCAGUGAAAGAGGGGAACCUGUGGAAUGUGAUCUCUAUGGUCAGAAAUAUAAUAAUGCAGCGUAAGUCUAGCAACCCAGUAAAAAUUGUUGUGACUGGAGACUCCGGCAACGGCAUGUCAUCCUUCAUCAAUGCCCUUAGGCUCAUUGGACAUGAGGAGGAGGAUUCAGCUCCCACUGGGGUUGUGAGGACCACCCAGAAACCAGCCCUUUACUUCUCUUCUGAGUUUCCCAAUGUGGAGUUGUGGGACCUGCCUGGCACAGGGGUCACAUCCCAGAGCAUGGAGAACUACCUGGAGGAGAUGGGGUUUGACAAAUAUGACCUUAUCAUAAUCAUUGCUUCUGAGCAGUUCAGCUCGAAUCAUGUGAACCUGGCCAAAGCCAUGCAGAGGAUGAAAAAGAGGUUCUAUGUCGUCUGGACAAAGCUGGACAGGGACCUCAGCUCAAGUCCCCUCUCAGAACCCCAGCUACUGCAGAAUAUCCAAAAGAAUAUCUUGGAGAACCUCCAGAAGGAGGAGGUGAAGGAGCCCCCCAUAUUCCUGGUAUCCAGCAUUAAGACUUUAGCACAUGACUUCCCAAAGCUUAGAGACACCCUGAAAGAAGACAUCUUCGGUAUCAGUAAUGAUGACUUCUUAGGAACCCUUUUCUCUAUUUGUGAUGAGACUAUUAAUGAGAAAGUAGAAGGCAUUAAAGGGUACAUAGAUGCAGAUACUCUAUGCAGUCGUUAUGAAAUCUUGGAUCCAGAUAAUCUGGAAGAGUGUGAGAAAGUCUUCCAAAAAAUCUUUGGUGUGGAUGACAAAUCCCUCCACCAGGUGGCUCAGACUAUGGGACAGCCAGAUGCUUUUUACAUGGAUGCCAAGCAGUCCCAGGUUAUACAGAUGUAUCCACAAGAUGGCUCGACACUGUCUUGGCUGUAUCAUUCUGGAUCCCAAUUUCUCUUUAUAAGACUUGACUCUGUCUACUGCUGUUUUAACUCUAAUUAUUAUAGACACAAGCAACAGAAAUGUGUACUUGGUAAAGUUGCUGAGGAAACCAAGAAAAUUCUGAGGAAAAUCCUGAAAGAUUCCAUUUUCCUUCCUGAGGUCCUCUCCCCAGCUCUCUACCCUACAUCUACCCCCAGUUGAGCUUACCUGCCCUAUGGGUUCCAAGUUCCGUGAGGUCAAUAGGUCUUCUUUCUUGAUGGGUGUUCCCCUCAGGAAACACCAUAAUGGAUUUUGCUUUGUACCAUUUGUUUAACUUUAUUAAUUGAACUAUCUGUGUUUCCAAUACAAGAGACAUUUCCUUUUUCUUUUCUUUUUUGAGACAGGUUUUCUCUGUAUUGUUUUUUGGAGGCUGUCCUAGAACUCACUCUGUAGAUCAGGCUGAUCUUGAACUCACAGAGAUCAGAUUGCCUCUGCCUCCUGAGUGCUGGGAUUAAAGGCUUGCACCACCAAUGCCCGGUGACAUUUCCUUUUUCUAAUUACACAGAAUUUCACGUUUGCUACAUAGUCACCUUAGCACCUAUGAUUCAUAUUGUUUCUCUUAGAGGCCUCUUGGUUUUCCCUAAUCUCUUUCCCCUCUCUUCUUCCCUUUCUUGGGAAGUGGAGCAUCCCUUCUGGAAUGAGGAAGAGCUUGUUUUGCCCAUUGUCUGGAAGCAUGGCUAGUAGAGAGGCCUGUUCUCUGACCUCUUCUCCAUGUGUAAGGAGAGGGGAAUUAGUCUCAUUGGUAAUAGGAUUCACAAAGUGCUGCAUAAAAGAAUUCCAAGUCCCUGGCACUACCCCUAAUGGUGUCAUGUCUAGUCAUGGCCCUGCACACUCUGUGCGCCCACAGUCUCCUAUUGGGUUUGAACUUCUUCAGCCACCCCUGACUCCACAGGUCAAACCCCUGUCUAGAUACACAGGCUCUUCUCCCUCCCACAGGGAGUUUUCCAUUUCGCUCAGUUUGUGUGUUUUUGUGUUUACCUAGGACAGACGCUACUCCAUGUUCUGCCACAUCCUUCUCUCAGUCCCACUCUCAACAGAUGUCAGAGUGUUGUCGGCCCAGUCUUGUAACGUCUCACCCCUGUGCCCUCCAUUCUUUCUUUUCAGAACACUAAAUACCUUCCCACCUCCAACCAUUGCCACUGCCACAUCCCAGCAUGCGCACCUUCAUGCCACUUGUUCCAGAAAGGGCUUAUUUUUGCCUCAUAGUUUGACAGUGCAACCCAUCAUAGCCGAAAGUCAUCACAAUAGGAACGCAGGGCAGCUGGUCACAUUGUGUCCACAGUCAGGAAGCAGAGAGGGAGAAAUGAAUAUCGUUCCUCCUUUUCAUUCAGCCCAAGAUCCCAGCCCAUAGAAUGACACCAUCCACAUUCAGAGUGGGCCUUCCAGCCACAAGGAACCAUGUCUAGAAUCUCCAUCAUUAAUGUGCCCAGAGGUCUGUUUCCAUUGUGAUUCUAGAUCCCGCAAAAUUGACAUUCAAUAUUAACCACACAGGUACUGUGAUAGCAGAGGGGUAUAUUUGAGUUUUAUUGACUUAUAGUGGGAAGAAGGUUGGGUGUGGCUCAGUAGUACAGUGCUUGCCUAGCACAUGGGAGGCUAUGGUUUUAAUACCCAGAAAGAAAUAAACAAAUCAGUUUAAGACGGAAA
Mesocricetus auratus (golden hamster) is the source of this 3252-nucleotide messenger RNA. RefSeq names its product immunity-related GTPase family M protein 1. Gene Ontology annotation, cellular component: endoplasmic reticulum membrane. The transcript has 4 exons. The coding region runs from base 454 to 1770 and encodes 438 amino acids. NCBI's taxonomy places the organism in Eukaryota, Metazoa, Chordata, Mammalia, Rodentia, Cricetidae. Gene Ontology annotation, biological process: defense response; cellular response to interferon-beta. Gene Ontology annotation, molecular function: GTPase activity; GTP binding. The record is from RefSeq and is a predicted model, not a curated record.